Messenger RNA from Hemicordylus capensis (graceful crag lizard), 3897 nucleotides. It is a transcript of the gene FBXO34, whose product is annotated as F-box protein 34. Bases 1053 to 3278 code for a protein of 741 amino acids. The record is from RefSeq and is a predicted model, not a curated record. NCBI's taxonomy places the organism in Eukaryota, Metazoa, Chordata, Lepidosauria, Squamata, Cordylidae. Gene Ontology annotation, molecular function: protein binding. The transcript is spliced from 5 exons.
CCCCGGGCAUUAAGGAGGUGGAGCCCUUGCCACGUUCAGAUGACAACCCUGCUGCUGCUGCUGCUGCCCCCCGUGGGGCUGGCACCUUGCUGGGCAGAGAGGCCAUCCUUCCCAGGAGGUCGCUCCCCGGAGAGGCGCGGCAGCGGCAGCAGAGCAAUGUGUGUGCCGGCCUGUGCUUGGCCCUCCCCGGCCUGAAACCCACGCAGCCAGGAGGAAGGCGAGGGCCGGCCGGCCGGCCCGUCCCUGGCACGGCCGAGGGCGGGAGGGGCGCUGAGGAAGCCGCCUGCUGCUGCUGCUGCUUGCUGCUGCUGCUCGGAGGGUGCCUGCCUGGCCCCACGCCGCCGCCGCCGCCGCCCGCCCAGGACUGGCGGCCUAGAGCCUCCCCUGGGGGGCAGGCGGGCGGGCGGGCAGCCCCUUACUCGGCGCCGCUGCUCCGCCCCGGGCCUGGAUUGGCGAGAGGCCUCGGCCGCGGCUCCUCCCCGCCGCGUUGGGGCCGAGCGAGGGAAGGGACUGAGCGGAGGAGGAGGCGGCGGCAGAGGCAGAGGCAGAAGCCGGAGCAACAGCAGCAGCCGGAGGCGGAGGAGGAGGCGGCCCAGCCAGCUCGCCCCCUCGCCAGAAAGCCCUUGUGCCUGCUGUGUUUGUGGAAUAAGACCUUCAAACUCAAAUGAACUACCGUGUUUACCUGAAUAGAAGACGACUCUGAAUUUAAGACAACCCCUCAAACACCGAGGUCAAAUACAGCUUAUACCUGUAUUUACCCCAAAGGAACAAGUCUCUGAAUCUAAGAUGACCCCCUGAUUGCUAACAUCAAAGACCUUGGGGAAAAAGUAGUCUUGGAUUCAGAAAUGCCCUUCAGAGGAUUGUGCAACACACUGAGGGAGCUGUAAUGUCUGAAACUGCGCAGAGGAGCUGCUCUCUGAAGCGGUUUUUAGGUGCCAAAGACAGAGACGGCCGCUGUGUGGGGCAAGACAAGCUGAUGCAGGAGCCGUGCCUGUGGUCUGAGAUGGACUGGCUGUGACUACCUACGAGAGGUGGAGGUGGUGGGGAGAGUUAUGAUGAAGAGUUCCUGUCGAGCUGGUCUCCACCGGGAACUACUGAAUUCCACAUCCACCACAUUCCACCCGGUCAAACGAAUAUCUGGCAUGCACUUGAAGCCAUAUCUCAAGUACCAGAAGAAAGAGUGGUCUCUUGAAAUAAGCCAGGACCCUCCACAGAGCCCACCCAUGAGCCAACAGAGGCUGGCCAAAGAGGAGAAACAUAACUGCACCCAGCCAAGCCUCUUCCCAAACCCCUCUCUCCGGAAGCCACUGGGGAGUCUUUCUCCCAACACGAUCUGCAGUAGGAACAGCAGCAAAGCUCAUGCAGAAGGGCCGAGUGUUAAGGAGAAGAAGCCUUCCUUGCCUGCCACCAUCCACCAGGGGGAUGAUGAAGAGGGGCCACUGGAUAUCUGGGCAGUCGUGAAGCCAGGCAAUACCAAGGAGAAGAUUGCCUUCUUUGCGACCCAGCAAUGCAGCGACCACAGGGUAUUCUCCAUGAAGAACAAGAGCACCUGGGACAUCGAUGGGCGGGCGACGAAACGCCGGAAAAAGUCACUGGACCUCAAGAAGGCGAAAGUCCACUUGGAAAGGAUGAGAGAGGCCAGCGGAAGGUGCUACCAACCUGAGCCAUUUGCCUGCGGAAUUGAGCACUGCUCUGUCCAUAAUGUGAACGACAGUGGGGACGGGGGCUUCCCGGGCCGACCCCUGUCGGUCAUUGAGAUGGUCGCUUUCCUGGAACAAAGAGCAGGUGUCUUGCUGGCAGACUGCACCAAGAACUGCCCCAGUGCCUCUGCUGUGACCAGGUGUCCAGGGCAGCCCAAAUCUGCUGUUCUCGCCUCAGGCCCAUUUCCCAACUUGGGGGCUUAUGAGAUUCACUCCGAAAAGGCAACUUCUAGGGUUGUCGUCAGCAGUAGCGGUGAUGGAGAGCAGCAGCCAACUGAGCCCGUGCGCGUGUUGGACAUGGUGGCAAAGCUGGAAUCCGAGUGCCUGAGGCGCCAGAGCGAACGCGAAGCCGGGGGCCUAUCCCGAAACAACAGUUUCCGGCGGAACGUGGGCCGCGUGCUGCUGGUGAGUGGAACACCAUCGGACAAUGAGACCGGCAAAGUGUCCUCUGGGGUCCUCAACCAGGAAGAAAAUGGCGGGGAGGAAGACGGGUGGCGAGCAAAGCAUGGUUCUUCAGUGGAAGACAACUUAUGGGCAGAUCUGUCUUCUGGCCAGUCAUCUUCACUUGCAGGUUCCCACAUGGGGAAGGCCGAUUCAAAGCUUGACCAGGGUGCCUCCGCCACACCUGGCAGCUGGUGCGAUUCUCGGAAGACCACAAAGCCUCCCCACGCCACAUAUCCCGAAGCUGCUCUAACACCUCCACAUUCCUUGCAUAGCAAAAUUGCUGUGACUGUUGAUUGUACCCCCAAAGAGCCAAUAGCUCUUCCUGAUCUGAAUUCAGCUCUACAGGCGAAAGAGCCCUUAAGUAUUAGCAUCUCUGUCACCAAGACAGAUCAAGGGGGCAAGAAAACCCAGCUCUCUGGCGCCAGCUUUGCCGAGGAUUCUCUUCCGGGGAGGUUGUUCUUGCUGUUGUCUGAAUCAGAAAGCCACCAAGAGCAUGUGCGGCCAGAGGCGGCUGCGGUGGAGGAGGGUCAGGUGGGUGCUCGAGGAAAGGCAGCUCCCUCUGCCGAUCAACCUUGCACAAGAAACGGCGUUUCCGAGGAGGCACGGGCAUCUCCCACAGAAAACGCCGUGCAGGCCCUGGGUUCCUCCCGCUUAAAGAGGCAGAGGUCUCAUGACUUUCUGGAGACCAGGUUUAAGAUCCAGCAGCUCCUGGAGCCCCAGCAGUAUCUGGUCUUCCUGCCCCAUCAUAUCAUCGUGAAGAUCUUUGGGUUGCUGCCCACCAGGAGCCUGGUGGCCCUCAAAUGCACUUGUGGCUAUUUCCGAUUUAUCAUUGAGUACUACAAUAUCAGGCCGGCAGACUCCCGCUGGGUCCGCGACCCACGCUACCGGGAGGACCCCUGCAAGCAGUGCAAGAAGAAGUACGUCAAAGGGGACGUCUCUCUGUGCCGGUGGCACCCCAAGCCCUAUUGCCAAGCUUUGCCGUACGGGCCCGGGUACUGGAUGUGCUGCCACCGCUCCCAGAAGAACAUCCCCGGCUGCAAGCUCGGCCUUCACGACAAUCACUGGGUCCCUGCCUGCCACAGCUUUAACCGUGCUCUUCACAAGAAGCCCAGGGAGCUGGAUGAGGACUGUUAGCUUGCCCCCGUGUGAUUUCCACGGGAGCCUCAGUCCUUAGUGGGAGGAGAAUUUCACGCCUUGUGCUGUUUACACUGUAUAUAGUUUGUGGGUGGCUUUUCUUUCCUCCUCCCACAGGGCUAGGAAACUCUACAUCCUUUAAAUCACAAGAGCCUUUACCGUUUAGAGGAGAGAUCGUGUUUAGCCCCUCCGUGUACAUAACACUCUAGAAUCUCCACGUCUGUAAGAGUGUCUUGACUGCUGGUGGAACAACGCUACGUGCUACAAUGCAGCUACAGUGUUGCGGCUACAGUCCCGUGUUUAAAAUGUCACGUUUUGGAAUCUGUAUAUCCUGUAUAAUAUAUACAUAUAUAUAUAUAUACACACAAAUAUAUAUAUAUAUAUAUUAAAAAUGUUUCUGAAAAGAAACUCUAAAUAGGUAAAGGUGACUCUUCAAAAAAGAUGGUUUAACUGGACAACCUUAAAACUAGACUAGAACAAAUAUUUGUUAUCUCUUCCAAUGGCAGCAAACAGGGAAGGUAUUGUUUAGUAAGGAGUAUUAAGGAAAGCUCUCAUCUACUUUGCUCACCUUAUCUGGUUUUUGUUUUUUUACUUAAAUAAAAUGUGCAUUCUAAACGGG